Diaporthe citri is the source of this 1560-nucleotide messenger RNA. RefSeq lists its product as uncharacterized. The record is from RefSeq and is a predicted model, not a curated record. Gene Ontology annotation, biological process: transmembrane transport. Bases 1 to 1560 code for a protein of 519 amino acids. The transcript has 5 exons. Lineage: Eukaryota; Fungi; Ascomycota; Sordariomycetes; Diaporthales; Diaporthaceae. Gene Ontology annotation, molecular function: transmembrane transporter activity.
AUGGUUGCUAAACUGGAUGUCCCUGGCAGCAUUCCCAUUGUUGUCAGUGCAGCCACAGUCCUUGACGAUGGUGCAAUUCUUGCUCCUUAUGGACUCGAGAGAGACUCCGGCGGGGUCAUCAGUUGGGCUCCAUGUAGUCCAUUCCACCCUCGAUACUGGCCAGUUGGUCGAAAGGUCUAUGAUACGGCCCUGAUCAUUCUGCUGGAGCUUUACACGACUGUCAUCAGUACCACUGGAGCAGCGGUUGCUGAUGUUGCGGGACCAGAGUAUGGCAUGAGUAGGAUCACAGCACUGGUUGCUUUCACCUUCAUGUACCAGCUGGGUCAGGCAUUAGGAGGCUACCUCAUCCCUCCCCUGUCUGAACUUGCGGGCCGGAGAUACCCAUAUCUCGUCUCGUCGGCCGUCUUCAGCAUCUUCUGCGCGGUAAUACCACUCGGGAGCACAUCGACGCCCGCGGCCAUCUUUGUCGGCCGCUUGCUCACCGGUAUCGCGUCCGCCGUGCCCUCAGUUGUCAUCGCAGGUAGUGUCGAGGAUCUGUUCGAUACCCGCGCCCGCGUGUGGGUGGUCGUGCUCUGGAAUGCGGCAACCACGAUUGCUCUCUGCAUCGGACCUAUUUAUGCAUCGUACAUCAUCGCCUCUCCGGCUGGUUGGAGAUGGGUUUACUACAGCGCCUCCAUCGUUACCGGUGUGCUGACCGUGGCGCUCCUGGGAGUGAGGGAAAGCCGGCCUAGUGUCUUGCUUGGCCGCAGGGUGGCUAAGCUUGCACGGGAGCAGAGCGACAGCAUUGACGAUUUCAGAUGGAAAAAUGCUGACCCAAGGUCCGGGGGCUGGAAGACGUUCGCAAACAUAGUGGUUGUCAGGCCGGCGUACAUUCUUCUCACGGAGCCGCUUGUGAUCCUCAUUGCCUUCAUCUCGGGCAUCUCGUGGGGUAUGAUUUACCUCUUCACAGAGUCCACGAGAGGGAUCUACCAGUCCAUGGGCUUCAACAAGAAAACGGCCUCGCUGCCGUUCGUGGCGCUUGCGUGCGGGGUAUGCUUGACGUUCCUCCCUCGUCUCUGGGACAUGAAAGUUGUCUCUCGUCGUCAUGCUGCCAAAGAGCCAGUCGAGCCCGAAGACAAAAUCAUGGGCUUUGCCUUCGCGGCCCCGGCCCUGACCAUCGGCCUCUUCUGGUUCGCAUGGACAGUCCCGCCAGCAGCGCCGGGCCUGCCCUGGAUCGUCCCCACGCUCGCGCUGGUCCCCAUCGGCUUCGCCGUCAACGAGAUUGCCUACACGCUCAGCGGCUUCCUGGCCGACUCGUAUCUGCUGUACAGCGCCUCGGCAUUCUCCGGCCUCGCCUUCGUCAGGGCAAUCGCCUCCGGCCUCAUGACGCUCCUGGCGCAGCCGAUGUACGGCAACCUCAGCGCCAACACCGCGGGCUCCAUCUUGGCGGGCGUGUCGGUCUUAUUUUGCGUCACGCCGUGGGUCUUCUUCCGGUACAGCAAGAAGUUGAGGCUGGCGAGCCCGUUUGCGCGGUAUAGCGUGGAGAUGGACCGGACGACGCAGGCCCCUGAGGAAGUGUGA